Molecule: messenger RNA, 1941 nt
Organism: Rhagoletis zephyria (snowberry fruit fly)
Lineage: Eukaryota; Metazoa; Arthropoda; Insecta; Diptera; Tephritidae
Product: mitochondrial basic amino acids transporter
Biological process (GO): mitochondrial L-ornithine transmembrane transport
Cellular component (GO): mitochondrion
Molecular function (GO): high-affinity L-arginine transmembrane transporter activity
Source: RefSeq, a predicted model, not a curated record
GAUUUUUACUUCUUACUCAAUUGUUUAAAAAACACAAUAGUGAGAUGGCAAAUAUUUUGUUUGAGCUCGGAGCCUUAAAACGCAUUUAAAGUUUAGCGUUCUCACUCUUUGUUGUUGUGAUCUUGAAGAAAAAUUAAACUAAUCUUAGUUUUCUCCAAAACAAUUUUCAUACCAAAUAGCGUUCAGAAAGUUUGUGUUAUCAGUUUAAUGCGGAAUAUAAUCCAGUGAUAAUUCGACAGCGUAGUUUGUGCAUUGAUUUCAAAAGUCAGUAAACAUUAUUCAGAAUCCGGCUUUUACGUAGAAAGGUUUAAAUUUUGUUCACCUACUAUGAAAUUAAUUGUUUGUGCGCACAUGGAAACGGUCAAGAUUGCUUCUACUGUGAUAAAGUGGAAAUUGUGCAAAUAAAAAAUAUUAAUAAAUAAAUAAAUAAAUAAUAACAAGCUCUAAAUUUCUAAAAAAAAAAUCUAUUACUUCUUUUUGCAAAUUAAUAAAACAAAAACAAACAAAAAUAAAAAUCCUUGUAGCUGCUUACUAAAUACUGAGAUCGUUGUGUAGAUAUAAAGGCUCCUUCCGAGGGUGUACAACAUAUAGUUCCUGUAAACCGAACACAGAUAGCGAGGAUGGCUUUUGAUUUUGUUGCGGGUUGUCUUGGUGGAUGUGCAGGCGUUUUAGUCGGUCAUCCAUUCGACACAGUUAAGGUUCACUUACAAAUGCAAGAUGUUAAAAAUCCGGUAUACCGGGGUACAUUGCACUGCAUAUCCACUUUAAUUCGAACCGAUGGUGUGGGUAGUUUAUAUCGAGGCAUGUCCAGCCCACUGAUGGGCAUUAGUGUUGUAAAUGCCAUUGUCUUCGGUGUUUAUGGCAAUGUACAACGUCAAAUGCCGGAGCAUAAUACAUUACAUUCACAUUUACUAGCCGGUGCGGUAUCUGGCUUUGCACAAAGUAUCGCCUGUUCGCCAAUGGAAUUAGCUAAGACGCGUAUGCAACUUCAACAUCUGAAUCCGAAAGCACCACAAUUUCAAAGUCCAUUCAAAUGUAUAAGGCAUAUAAUAGCUACAGACGGGUUUAAGGGAGCAUUUCGUGGAUUGGGUAUGACAGCGCUGAGGGAUGUACCAGGUUUCUCCGCAUACUUCGUCAGCUAUGAGUGGUUAAUGUCGUUGAGAGAAAAGCCAAACGUGGCGCAUGCUCUUAUUGCCGGCGGCUUGGCCGGAAUUGCCUCCUGGCUCGUGUGCUACCCCAUAGAUGUGAUCAAAACUUUAUUGCAGGCAGACGGAAUGCAUUCAGCGCCAGUGUAUAAGGGCGCCUGGAACUGCGCGGUAAAGAAUUAUCAAAAGGAUGGUUUACGCUUCUUUUUCCGCGGAUUCACAUCGACCAUAAUAAGAGCAUUCCCAGCGAACGCAGCCUGCUUCUAUGUGGUUGCGUGGAUUUUGGGUUUGGCAAAGCAUACCAGCUUGAAUGUGGAACUACAAACAGCAGAUCCAUUGGCCAUCGCAAGUGUGCAUAUAGCUGUGGAUAUGCCACUCUCCUAUCUGCAUAAGUACGAAAGAGAGCGGCAGGAAGUACGCGAGAAACGUUCGACUAUGGUGAGAAUAUUGCAGACAUUGGGUGCAUUCAAUGAAGCUGUUUGUCAAUCUGAUAUUGAAGAGCUGGCAUCCGAAUUCUAUCCCGAAAAUGAUAAUGAUUUUAAAUAUUAUGUGUUCGAGGAUGAACGUUUGACAGUGAAAGAACAUUUUGAUGAUAAGGAUUAAUGUUAUAUGGUUCGUAAUACUUAGCUGACUAAAUGUAUGUAUGUACGAGUGAUAUGUAUGGAUGUAUGUUUAAAGAACACACUUGGACAUACAUAACUGUGCAUACACAAAUACUUAGUGCUAAAGCAUAAAAUCGUCGUCUGUAGGUAGGAACUAUGUAAAUUAAUAAACUUGUUUUAAAAUAAUAUUUUAA